AACAGUAGAGGAAAAGCCGCUUGACGAAGACGAAACCCUACAAUUCCUUGAAGACUCUCUCUGCCCCUUCUACUUUCCCUCAAACAAAAACCUUAAACCCCCUAUUUUCUUCAAUCCUUUGAGUUCGUUUCUCAUUCUUUCGCCCCUGCCAUUGUUAACGUUUUCGCAGUUUGACAAUCACUCUUGAGCUCAGCCUUUUAUUUUUGUUUUUUUAUGGCGAAAAACUCGCAUCAAAACCAGAAGAACGGUGCUGAUAAUGAAAAUAGUGUUGCACCCAUAAAACUGAAACGGACUCGUAAAACUGCUCCCCGUCACUCUCCUCCCCAACGCAGCUCUACCUAUCGAGGUGUUACAAGGCACCGAUGGACAGGACGAUUCGAAGCUCAUUUGUGGGACAAGGAUUGCUGGAAUGAAUCGCAGAACAAAAAAGGAAGACAAGUAUAUUUAGGUGCUUAUGCCAAUGAAGAAGCCGCAGCACAUGCAUAUGACUUGGCUGCAUCAAAGUACUGGGGACAUGAUACUAUCCUCAAUUUCCCAUUAUCAACUUAUGAAAACGAGCUCAAGGAAAUGGAGUGUCAAUCCAAGGAAGAAUAUAUUGGAUCUUUGCGCAGGAAAAGCAGCGGGUUUGCUUGGGGAGUCUCGAAAUACAGAGGCGUAGCCAGGCACCACCACAAUGGAAGAUGGGAAGCUCGAAUUGGCAGAGUACUUGGCAACAAAUAUCUCUACCUUGGAACAUAUGCCACACAAGAAGCAGCAGCGACGGCAUAUGACAUGGCCGCCAUCGAAUACAGAGGACUCCAUGCUGUUACAAACUUUGACCUAAGUCGUUACGUUGAUUGUAUACGUUCAAUUCAUCGAAAUCAAUCGAAUGAUUCUGAAAAUCCUCAACAAGAUCUUAACCGCGAUGCAAAUUCUAGAUUAGGAUUUCUCAUCAAAUCUCAAACUUGCUGUAAAAGUGAUUGGCGAUCGAUUGGUAACAAUGGCAGUAGUAGAUCAGAAUCAUCUGCACUAGGCCAUUUGUUGCAAUCUUCGAAAUUUAAGGAAAUGUUGGAGAGGACCUCGGCAGCAGCGUGUCCAUCAACGCCACCGAAACCUAAUGUACCUCGUCGGAGUUUUCCAAACGACAUUCAAACAUACUUUGAUUAUCAAGAUUGUAGCAGCUAUACCAGGGAUGAUGAUAUUAUUUUUGGCGACUUAAAUUCAUUGACGAUACCGUUGUUUCAUUUUCAUUAUGAACUUGAUGGUUAG
This is a messenger RNA of Hibiscus syriacus, 1248 nucleotides long. Its product is annotated as AP2-like ethylene-responsive transcription factor At1g16060. The record is from RefSeq and is a predicted model, not a curated record. Gene Ontology annotation, biological process: regulation of DNA-templated transcription. Lineage: Eukaryota; Viridiplantae; Streptophyta; Magnoliopsida; Malvales; Malvaceae. The coding region runs from base 214 to 1248 and encodes 344 amino acids. Gene Ontology annotation, molecular function: DNA binding; DNA-binding transcription factor activity. The transcript is spliced from 8 exons.